This is a messenger RNA of Monoraphidium neglectum, 602 nucleotides long. RefSeq lists its product as hypothetical. NCBI's taxonomy places the organism in Eukaryota, Viridiplantae, Chlorophyta, Chlorophyceae, Sphaeropleales, Selenastraceae. The annotation marks the transcript as partial. The transcript has 8 exons. The record is from RefSeq and is a predicted model, not a curated record.
AUGCGGACCUCCAGCGUACUUCUCCUCGCCGUGGCGGCGCUGGCGCUGGUCGCUGGCGCCACCUCGGCUGACAUUGCUGCUUCGUCCACGGCCGGCAAGACCUACAAGGGGUACACCUUCGCCACCGAUACAGCGCCCUACCUGAACAUUUCCCGGGAUAUCUGCCUCAUCAAGAAGGUCCUCAACACCAAGCAGCCCGACUACACAUUUGCCAAGGGGAUCUACAUGGAUGGCUACUACGGGAAGCUGGCCUCCAAGGACGGCGGCCUCAUCGCCAUGCGCCGCAUGGCCACUGACGUCAAGACCAACGAGCCCCUGUGGACCCAGUACCAGAAGCACUUCAACAACCCCGUGUGGCUGGAUGACCUCCUGGUGCGCGCGUUCGGCAAGGUGCCCCCUUAUGACAGCGACAAGGCCCGCGUGCAGCUGAUCGUCAAGACCCUGGAGAGCAGCCUGCAGGUCUCUUACCUCUUCCACGAGCUGGACCAGGCUAUCAAUGAGGUCCAGGCCAAGAAGGCGAACGCCUCCCUGGAUGUUGACCCCGUCUACCGCGUUGACAAGGCCUGGGCCAUCUUCGUGGGCGCCGACACCGACUGCGGCCU